CAUUUAGGAUAUGUAUUGAGUUUUGAAAUAUGUAAAUUUCUUAUAGCUUGCGCAAUUAUCGUUAUGGCUACAUUAUGGAGAAAUAAGGAAAUAGUAUAAAUAUUUGGAUAUAUAUAAAAAUCUCAGAGAUUGCUGAAUAAACUGAGAGUAUUCUAAUUUUAAUGCAAACAUUGACAUACUAACUAAUUGUUCAAUACUCUUAUGACAUCGUGGAAGUGGAUAUUGAAGAAAGUUUGAAAUAUAAUAGUGACAAAAUUCUGACAAAAGGAAUUAAUUGAAUUGGGUGAUUUUUUUAAGUGAAACAUUAUUAAUUACAAUUGUGGAAUGCAUUAAAGAAAGAGAGUAUUCAUUCCCCCAAGAGUUAGAAUGCACAUUACUGGUAUUAAAUCGCUUGAUUUUGCAAAUUUGGGGGAAAUACUUGUCUGUACAAAUCUUUGAACAAAGAAGAGUUUGAAGUGUGACUGCAGCAUGUGGUGUAUUCCCUGUAAAGCAUGCGUCGGUAUGGUCACUGGGGACAAAGAGGUCGUUUAUUACCAAAGUGAGCGCCCCUGGACAUGGAAACCUCUACACAAAUCGUACCGGAAGCACAAUACUACCCGCAAAUCUCGCUACGCAAAAAUGGUAGAACAUAAACGCUCUGAAGCAGUCCUGAAAAAUCUUGCAAGCGAACUACUCACAACUGACGAGUGUAACCAACUGAAGCAAGCUCUUCACCAUUUUCGUGUCUCAAGCUCAGUACCGUCAUUUUGCCAGCAACUGAAGCCCAUCAUCAACAAUACGCCCAAGCUUCUGCUGCUUAUUGAGCUGAGCAAUCGUAUGCCCCCAAGUCUACAGGAGGACUUUCACAGACUGUGUACUCUGCAGUUUCAAAAUUACGAAACUUACUUGAAAUUAUUUCAGAGUGGAAACAAAACUGACACAAUGUCGAGAGUAAUUUCGCAAGACGCUGCUGGAAGACUGAAAAUAAUCGCAGGAGGAAAUGAGAAGAAGAUGAUGAUGAGAUACAAUAACCAGAAACAGGCUUAUGAGCUGAGAUCCCUGCCUGGUACGAGUGUAACAAGUGGCGUGUAUAGUAAUGGCAGUGAGAGUGACCAAAACAGCGUGUUUGAGGACGACGCCAAGAAUCUAAACAAUGGACGCAUCACCCCAGUCCAUCUGCAGGGAAAAAAGAACGUUCACAAGGUCAUCCUCAAUCGCCAUGAUGAUGGGAGCCUGGGGCUGGGUAUCAGUGGGGGAAGAGAGUUUGGCUCCGAGAUAACUAUCAGCGUCAUAGAGGAGGGCGGGCCUGCAGCAACACAGGGUCUGGAGAUCGAGGACAAGAUUCUGGAGGUGAAUGGCCACCAGUUCAACAACAUGACGCACACGGAGGCUGUUAUGAUCAUGAGGAAUGCGUGGAACCUCAUCAUCUACGUACAGAGGCAGCCAGAAAAUGUCCUUAGUGAUGAAGACGUAGCAGACAUGGUUGCUAGGCAACAUGAGAUACAGAGUCUUGAAUUACCCGUGUUCCCGACCACUAGGGGACGCCUUGGCUGUGCCUCACAAAGGUUGGCGAGCCAAGACCUGAUUGUUCAGAAUGUGGACGAAAAUUCUCCCGCUGCCAAGGCCGGCAUACAGCUACAUGAUAUCAUAUACAAGCUUGAUGGGAUUAAUGUUCGAGAACUGACGGAAAAGCAGAUAGUUAUGCUGACCAACGCCAAGCGAGUCAAUCUCUCUGUUAAACGAUAUGUGCCUCUCACAGAUGAUGGAAUAACCCAGGAUAUGAGACACAGAGGGCGAUCCUUGACCCCUGUGAAACAGAUGCAGACAUCCACAUACAACCGUGCCUUAUCAUCUCCACGCAGUGACGCAAGCAGAGACUUGUCAGAAGAAUCGCGUAAAUCUGCUUUUCAACUGGCUGAGCCACCAUCACCAUCGGUGUUUCAGACUACCAAGUACAUUACUCUUCCACCGGACAACACACGUAGCCAUAGCGCAGGCAUCUCCCAUACCAAACAAAGGCUAGCUAACAAGCCCCAGCAUCUUGUGUACGGCCAGAGGUCAAACAAGGAACCAAACUGGAUUAUAACCCCGAAACAAACGGAACAUAAUUUAAGAUACAGCCGCAGAGACAAUCAAGCUACGUUUCCUAUACACUUAAGAAGCAAGUCGGCAGAACCUUUGAAACAGCAUUUUGUUACGGCUCAAGAUGGUAUACAACAUUCUGGCCGAGUGUCCAAAUAUAUCAGACGUUCCCAGUCACCGCAUAGGAACACUAUUGCGCGAGUUCAUCAUGAGGACAAUGUGAUACGAGCCAUACAGAUGGGGCUAGAGAAAAGACAGCGUGCAGUCCGAGUCUCGCACUAUCAGAUGCCGGACCCUGCUGACUAUGAGUGGGAAAUUUAGCAUUCACCAACUGUGUAAUUUAGGUUUUAUAAAUAAUCUGAGUGAUAUUUAAAGAUAUUAGUGCUUUUAAGAAAUAUAAGACUUCAUGAAAUUUGAUUUUGUGGUAAGCCACUAAAUACAGUUAUUUAUUAAAGGUUAUUGGUAACCAUAGAAACACUAGAAUGACGGAAUGAUAGGAUAUUUCACAAAAAAAAUCUGCAUUAUGUUCUUCUAAAAUUACCAAUACUGUGAAUACUAAAAUGACAUUUCAUAAAUGUCAUGUGUAGAUCUACAAAAGAGACUGCUUUGGGCUUCUAAGUUUGUUUUACUAACUUGACCUUGAUAAAGAAGGGCGCUUAUUCAGCUUGGCAUUAGUUUUGCUUUCCUUGUAAGUCAAUGUUAUAAUAAUAAAUUUUAUAUAUUUUAAUCAAAAACCUCAUAAUUUUGCUUUUUAAAAGAUGAAUGUGUCAGUGACAAAAUUUAGAUGUGGAAGAAAUAUACAGUGAACAUAGUGUACCCUACUUCGCUUAUUUACACAUUAUGUUUUCAUUUACAAAAUGUUUGCUGUGUCAUGAACUAACAUUUUGUUUUGCAAUUAUUAUGUGAGAAGAAUAUUUAAAUGGUUAAAUUUUUGUGAUGGGCUUUGAACAUUGUAUUCCUUCAUGAGGUGCCUCUGCUUAUUUUCUGUGCAGCUACUAAUCAUCUUAAUUAAUAGGGUAACUUUUUUCUAAAACAAAUGUAUAUUAUUAAUCUUUGCUUUACAGUGUAGCUAAUGGAGUAAAAGGUUUAAUUUUACUGACUUGUCACUGGUAAUAAAUUCCAAGGGUCAUAAGUCAUUGUUACUUAGCUGGAUUUUUCAACUCCUUUAAAGUUGCACUCUCACAGAUAUACCAUUUUUACAACUUCAUUUAUUUUGUCUUAGAAUGAGCAAAUUUUUGCGUAAAUAUCUGAAAACCAGUGUUACAAGACAUCUGACAAAAGACAGAUAUUCAAAAAUUAAUGUGUUAUGGCUUAAAGCGCUACUAAAAGUUUAAGAAAAAUGCAUAAAGCAUUUUUUUUUUAACUCAAAAAUAAAAAAUCUGUGAUCUAAUUUUUUAUAAGCAGUCUUAUAUGACUGGUUUCCAUGCAUUUUCUCAUAAAUUGGCUCGUUCUAAGACAAAAAACUAAAAAAAGUUGUCAAAACCGCCAAUCUGUGAGAAUGCAGCUUUAACAUCACUGAUGUUUCGAGACUCUCACAGUCACUUUUAUUGUGUUAAACCUAAUACUUUGCAUUCAUUUCAUUAUGCCAUUCUUAACACGUUUAAUACAUUUUAAAUGUAACAUGUAUGUGGACAAUUCCGUUGAUUUUGAAUCAAAGUGACAUAUUGUGUUCUAACUUUCUUGAAUCAAAACUGUUUUCAUUUCAAUCCUUCACUGCCAACUAUCUACACUAUUCAGUUCUUUUGUUGUAGAGCUUUAAUUUGUUACUACACUCAUUAUGCACACAUAUGUAUACUUAUCAUUAUUAAAAUAAAGUAGGACUAACAUGACCAUGAACAUUUGUUCAGAUUUCUUGUCAAGUUUUAUGUAAAUGUGUUGUAAUAAGUUAGAAUUUAUAUUUAUACAUAUCAUAUAUAUUUGUGUACAGAAAUUGUACCUGUGUGUUGAUAAAGUGUUAUGUAUCUGGAGCUAUAUGUAUAAGAUUUAUUUAAAAAAAUAAAUAUUUAUAUUA
This is a messenger RNA of Mya arenaria, 4072 nucleotides long. RefSeq lists its product as uncharacterized. Gene Ontology annotation, cellular component: plasma membrane. Bases 469 to 2382 code for a protein of 637 amino acids. Gene Ontology annotation, molecular function: protein binding. The transcript has 8 exons. The record is from RefSeq and is a predicted model, not a curated record. NCBI's taxonomy places the organism in Eukaryota, Metazoa, Mollusca, Bivalvia, Myida, Myidae.